AGACUGAGUGUGCUCUCCAUGAAAAUUCUUGUUCUACAGUGGACAACACUGGAAAAGAAGGACCUUAUUUGGGUGACAAAGAAGACCAUCAAAAGGAGCUGAGUACUUGUGUUUGAGAAAUCGCCUUAUUUGGGAAGCUUGAAUACGGGGAAAGAAAAUCCCAUUAUUACUGAUGAUAAACCAGUUGAAAUAAUUCCAUCAGGAGAUGACAUGAAAACUAAGCAACAAGAGGCUGGAGAAACAGAAAAUCAAGCUGUCAAAUCUGCUAAAAAGAGAGGAAGACCACGAAAAUCCCAUGAAUGUUCAGGCUCUUUAUUGGAUAACACUAAAAAGGGGAGACAUUGUUUGAGCGACAAACAAGACAAUCGAAAGGAGUUGAGUCCUCGUGUUGAGAAAUUGCCUUAUUUCAGAAGCUCAACUAUGGAGAAAGAGGCUGGCAUUUCUAAUCGUGAUAAACUAGUUGAAGUAAUUCCAAAUGGAGAUGAUAAGAAGACUAAGGAACAAGAGGCCGGAGAAACAAAAAAUCAAGCUAUCAAAUCUGCUAAAAAGAGAGGAAGACAACGAAAAUCCCGUGAAAGUUCAGGCUCUUUAUUGGAUAAUAAGACUAAGGAACAAGAGGCUGGAGAAACAGAAAAUCAAGCUAUCAAAUCUGCUAAAAAGAGAGGAAGACAACGCAAAUCCUGUGAAAGUUCAGGCUCUUCAUUGGAUAACAUUAAAAGAGAGAGACAUUGUUUGAGCGACAAACAUGACAAUCGAAAGGAGUUGAGUCCUCAUGUUGAGAAAUCGCCUUAUUUCGGAAGUUCGAAUAUGGAGAAAGAGGAUUACAUUUCUAAUUGUGAUAAAACAGUUGAAGUUAUUCCAAAUGGAGAUGAUAAGAAGACUAAGGAACAAGAGGCUGGAGAAACAGAAAAUCAAGCUAUCAAAUCUGCUAAAAAGAGAGAGAGAUCGCAAAUAUCUGAACUUUUUGUCUCAUGUCCCAGAAAACGUAGAAAGGGUUGCCCAUCAAGAUCAAAUUUGGGAACUUCAACGAAAAUAGCUGAUACAAAAAACUCUGAAGCAAUGAUAAAAGAGCUUGAAGUUUGUGACAUGUCAGGGGAUUCUGAAGGAGUAAAGGGAACACAGGUUGAGAAUUCUUUCCAGUCUCCUAUAGAGAAUGGACAAAAGGGUGAUGCUGAAACAAGCAGCGAAAUAAAGGGGAAUGGAGAACAUCCUGAACACCCUAAACUACCAGUCGCAGACUUGCAAACCGCGAGAGCAGGCGAAGAACUUAGUGCAGCUGGUGGUGUUUUUGCAGAUUGUGCAACUGAAAAAUCUGAAUUACCUGUGACCACAGAGGUUAUUUUAACAGAUACACUAGAAGAAGGAACAACUCUAGUCUUUCCAAAGCCUAUGAAAAUUUCCUCUGAUGAUCAAGCUUCAUUAAUGCACAUUGUGGAAACACAUGCUCCAACAAAUGUAAGCGAGUCAGGUAAUAUUGGGAGAACAAAUGUGCAAAAUUUUCCUUUUGUGAAAAGCUGUCCAAUUUGGGAAAUAAUUGAAUCGAUGGAAGUCUUCAAAAAACUGCCACAAAAUCCCAAUUUUCAACCCUUAAUGAAGUGUAAAGCGUUGAAACGAGAAGGAGCAGCUAUUGCACACAUGAUGAACUUUGCCUAUGUGGUCGAAAAGAUUUCCAAGCUCCAAGAAAAUGAUUCUAGACAAGACUUGGAGAGUAUAAUGGAAGAACUGGCUGAACUGGAAGAGAUGGGAUUUGAUGUCAAGGUCAUUUGGGGUCGUGUUACUGAGUUGGUUCAGGUUAAAGUUGAGUUGGAAAAACUUAUGCACAAAUCGAAUGGAGUCGAAACUCGGAUCGAAAAAUGCAGCAUUGAGAAGACCGAGAUUGAUGGAGAGGUUGCUGAUAUUGACAAGGAGCUGAAGAGAUUAGAGGAAAAACGGGCAAAGCUAAUGUCGGAAAGGAUGGACAAAGAUUCCGAAGAGUUUAAGUUGAUUUCAGAAGCCAAUGAUAUCAACAUAGGCAUUUCAACAACAAGGGAAAGAUUCAGAAGCCUAGUUGUGACACCUUUUGGUGCUUGACCAUUGAGUUUAACAUGCACAUAUUUGUCUUCAUACAGUGAAGAAUUUCAUCUUUGGGUGUUUUGAGGUUCUAUAUACAUAUAUUUUGCACUUUUGUCCCGGAGUAGACAACAUAACCUACCGCUAGUACAUGUAAUCAUGAAAUCUCAAACUGGUUAAUACAUUUUGCUACUUAAAUCGGUUUAUCCAUUUCCA
Molecule: messenger RNA, 2265 nt
Organism: Morus notabilis
Lineage: Eukaryota; Viridiplantae; Streptophyta; Magnoliopsida; Rosales; Moraceae
Product: DUF724 domain-containing protein 3
Exons: 10
Coding region: 211-2070 (619 amino acids)
Source: RefSeq, a predicted model, not a curated record